Lutzomyia longipalpis is the source of this 4243-nucleotide messenger RNA. RefSeq lists its product as uncharacterized. NCBI's taxonomy places the organism in Eukaryota, Metazoa, Arthropoda, Insecta, Diptera, Psychodidae. The coding region runs from base 839 to 2674 and encodes 611 amino acids. The record is from RefSeq and is a predicted model, not a curated record. The transcript is spliced from 7 exons.
GCGUUUUAUAAAUAUCUCGUUUCUGUGAGUGUAACAAGGGGACGGCAUUUGUGAUCAACUAAAUACUAUAUACAAAGUUGAUGAGAAAAAAGUAAAAUCAGUCCUCACAAAGCCACUUUAAUGUGAACAUCUCGAUUUUGUACGGCAAAGAGCAGUGAAAUAAUUCUGACAUUUUCCACAUUUAUAUUUUCACUAUCUCAUUUGCCACUUAUCAGCCGUGACAUGGGGUGAAAUUGAGGCGAGAGCUUUUUAUAUUUAUAUGUAAAUCUCUUGUAUGUGCUUAAAGGAUUUUUUUUACCACGUGUGUGACGUUGAGUGAUUAAAUUUAAAAAGAAAUAAAGACAAGACAACAGAAAAGUGGGAAAAUUGUAUUAGAUUUUUUCUUAAUUUGUAAAAUAUUUUUCCACCCAACUUGGUAGCGAUAUUGUCUUUUGGUCUGAAGAAGAUAUAAAGAUCGGAGUGCUCCAGAGAUUAUACUCACAGCAGUGCUAUAUACCGUGUUGAACAAUAAAUUAAGUGAAAUUUACAGCCAUCAUAACAUUUAAUGAGUGUUUAAGUGUAUAUUUGAUCAAGAAAUCGUAUUAUCAGCCAAAUUGUCACAGUUUCUGUAAAUAGGCGUAUAAUACUGCAAUUUUCGAGGAUAGAGGUUCUUCAUUGUAAGCGAUAAACAUACGGAUUUAGUCACAGAAAGCCAUCCACGUAGAUCGCGCUCAUAACGUUUUGGACUCUCUAACUCACUCCCCCGCUUUCAACGAGCUUUCUUGUACUUAAUUCAAUUUAAAAAAAAAAGUAAAAUUGAAGAAGAAAAUCAGGUACUGAGUGUUAUGCACUGAGCAUAAUGGAAAGGAAUGAUUCGCGAGAGGAGGAAUCCCUUCGGCCUUUGCAAGAUGGAUUCACGCUUAAAUUCCCAACGAAUUGGCGCAAAACUAAAUCAUGGUCUGGACCACGAAAAGUCAUCCGGUUGCUUAUUCUUGGAAUUCUCGUGCCUGGAAUACUAAUCUCCGUUCCCAUAUAUUUAAGGUAUCGAGUAUAUGAUGCUCAACUGUAUCCACUAGGAAUUUCCGAUAUGCGACUGAUUGACAGCAAAGUCUCAACAACGUGGUGCCAGAGACAAAUUGUAAAGGCCAACAUAUCCUUCAAUGCAUUUCUUAUGCCAAAUUUACCAACAAUCUCCAAAGAACGUCUACCCGUCCACAUGACCCGGCAUCUCCUACUCGAUGAUGACAUGAAAGAAUAUUGGGGAUUUUAUCUUCUAAAAGGAUCCACUGUUACAGUUUCCAGUUGUUCGAGAUGGCCCGGAGCAUCACUUAUUCUAAUUAGAGGUCAUAGGCAUCUCCAUGAGUGCGCCUAUAUUGGUGAUGAUUCGUCUGAAGAGGAGGAUGAACUUCGAGAAAUUGAAUUGGAGAAAGAAAAGAAGGAAAAAGAAGCCGAAGAUGGGCAAUCAAACCGCGUGGACUUGUUAAAACGAUCAAAGCCUGAGAUCGCAUUCUUAGACCCCGUGGCACAAGAAAAUGCCAAUAAACAGGUACAAAAAGGCAAUAGAAAGGCAUCUCCGGAGACAGUUGAAGAUUCCGAUAUCACAGCAAAAGAAAUGAAAGAAUUGUUGAGUCAACUUGUCUCCAAGUCUGAAAAGGCCAAAGCCAGCAAGGCAACAGAAAACAUUCGAUCGCCCGAAAAUAGAAAGAACAACGAAGAUUUGGAGAGAAUUUCUGCAAACAGAGAAAUCAUGGAUCGCGCUCAAAUGGCCAAUGAAAGAGAAAAAGAAAUAUAUCAAAGCCAUUUAUCAGGAGUGAAUGAAGAAAAAGUCCAGACAUCAUCGGAGGUGUUUGAUGAAUUGCUUCACAAACUCCGAAAUAUGGGCAUGCGGGGACGGAAGAUUCUGCGGGAGCUCCAGACGGAAUUGAUUGAAAAAGUUGGUGAUCAAGUAUCAACGAGUGAUAUCAAAUUGGCCUUCAGCGGCCCUAGAGGCAGCAAGGUCACGGUCAAUAAAUCAAAUGGAACCCACGAGGAGGAAUUUGAGAAGCUUCUCAGAAGACGUCGUGAUAUCAUCUUCAGGGCGGCAUUUGGGGAUGAUCUCUCGCAAGAUGACGAGGAGAAGAAUUCCGCCAUGGAAGAGGGUUUUGUCCCAGAUGGGCAUGCAGACCACCAUUUCAUCCUGAAUGAGACUACUCUCAAUGAUAAAUCAAAUUCGGAAUUUUGGUCUUCAUUCUCAUCGAGUGAGGAAGCUCUGCUCAAUUGUGCUGGAUUGAUCUUAAGUCUACCUCUGACCCCACAUCGUGAUUGCGAUAGAAGAAAAUCUGAGGAUAAAUUAAAUAGGGCCAGCUAUGCCAAUACCAUCACCUACACAGUUCCUCGGACAGGGUACUACUUCUUCGUUUAUAGCAGUGAAAAUGAAGUUCAAACCAACUACAUUCGCGUUGGUUUUGAACUCCACAAAGUCGUGUACAACGUCACCCAACCGAUGGCAGUUUGCAAUCAAACAACCGAACAAUGUUCCCUCCCACUGGAUUUCCUGAGCAAUGAAAAAGUCGUCCUGGAAUUGCCAUUAAAGGAUAAAUCCGCUCCGACGAAUGAAGAGUACGUUUUUGUGUCUGAAUGUGAACCAAGAACAGCAAUUUACCUUCUCUGUGUCCUUUCCGUGCCCUUCUUCAUCCUCCUCUUUGCUUUCCAGUAAAAUUUGACUCGCUUUUUUUGCUCAAGAUUCUGUACCUGAAUUUAUGUACUAAUCAACUUAUCCCAAAUCCAGACUAAAACCGAUUUUACCGACUUUACGUUACAACAAAUAAAAAUCUUCCACACAGUUCAUUCUUAAAUAAAUCAAAAAGUCUUUAAUGAACUUGUUGAAGUGAACUGUAAACUGUGAAAUAGACAUAACUACCUAUAUUUUAAUAAAAAUGUGAUUAAUAUUUUAUUAAGAGUUAACUUUAAGGAUUUUUUCGUUUUUGAUUAAAAAUUAAAAUUAUGUUGAAGAAAAAUGAUUUUUUUAUGUUUAAAAUUAUAUUCUAAAAAGUUUUGUUUUGUUUCAAAAAAAAAAAACAUUAAAGGGUCGGAUUUAAAUAACCGUCCUGCCCUCAUAGCUACCCUCCAAAACGUAUGACUAAUUUUUAGUUCAAAUUUAAAAUUUAUUCAAAUCGGAUCCGUUAGAAUUCAGGUUCUAGAUUAUUAUACAUAUUAUAGAUUUUUUAAACAUUGACUAUACAGGAACAAAAAAAUUAGACAUAAUAAAAAAUAGAAAUAAAUACUUGUCCGAUUUAGAUAAGUUUUCAUUCAGUUUGUUUAAAAAUUUGGAUUUAUUCAAAUCGGUUAGUCAGUUUCAUUUUUUUACGUUUAUUUUUUCAGGAAAGGUUGUUUAAAAUUCAAUCAAAAUCGGUUAAAUAAAACAAAUUUAUCAUCAAAUUCCUGAUUUAAAACGUUUUUAGGGUAGUGUAUGAAGAGUUUUUGUGUUUCUAGGUGUUUAAAUAAAACAGUUAUAUAAGAUAAAUUACUUACAAAUAAACCAAUAUUUUUACCAACAAAACUAACGAGAAUUUUCCAAGGAGAAAAGCCGUGCAAGUAAGUUCUAUGUUGAGAGAACUUUAAGCAAAUAUUGAUAAAUCUUAUCGUGAUACAGCUUCGCCAAGUUUAUUAGUUCAAUUUUUUCCCUUGAGAAAAUUUAAUAAAACGGAACUUGUUGUCACCCAAAAUCAUAAAAUCAUAAAGCUAAUCAAAUAUUUGAGACAGUUAUCGUUCUAGUUUUAGUUUAAGUGAAAGAAUCUUGAGCAUACAAAGUUUAAACAACAAAAAAUAUGGCUGUAAUUUCUAUAAUAUUCUCAAGUUUUAUUAAUUUGAAUUAUAAGAGUUCUUACGAAAUGUAUGUAAAUAUGAUUUUCCAGAAAAGUUUUUUGUGGUAAUUUUUUGAAAAUUUAAUAUUUUGAAAAAAACAAAUAUCAAAAUAAUCUGGAAUAUUCUUUAUAAAUUGUUUAAAAAAACAAAAUUAUUUCUUAUUUUACAAUAUUCGUACAUUUAAUAAAAGAUUUUUUUUAUGUUAAAAUCAAAAUGAAGGCGGAGCAUCUUUCAAAUGCAAAGUUUUCUUUUUUUCAACAAGUUGAUUUUUUUAGAAUAAGAAAAUUCAGACAGUGCUAAAAAAAUUUAAGAAUAAUCUUAUCAUUUGAAUGUGCUGUAAGACUACAAAAUAGCAUCACAAAAGACUGGUAUUUGUUACAAAAAGAGUUGUGAAUAAAGUUUAUUUUACUAAAAAAAAUAA